UACCGUGCUGUAAACAUAUCUCCCGUCAUUGGUUCUAAAUAUUUAAUUAUGGGCGUGGGGUUAAAACCAAUAUAGAUACCCAGUCUUCUUUGGGGUCCCAUUGUAGUACGUUGUGGUGGCGAUAUUGGUACGUAUACCGCACAACCAAAAAUUCUAAGGUGGGACAAACUUGGUUCUCGUCCGGAGACCAGUUGCAAUGGGGAGUAUUCAUGAUCAGCAGUUGGUCUCAAUCUAAUCAGUGCAGCUACAUGCAAAAUAGCAUGACCCCAUGCAGAAGAUGGUAAUUUACAUCUCAUUAAGAGCGGUCUAGCGAUUAUUUGUAAUCGUUUAAUCAGAGAUUCAGCUAAACCGUUUUGUGUGUGAACAUGAGGUACUGAAUGUUCAACAUUGAUCCCAAUUGACAUACAAUAGUCAUUAAAAGCUUGAGAUGUGAACUCUCCCGCAUUAUCCAUCCGGAUGUUUUUAAUUUGAUUAUUCGGGAAAUUUGCUCUCAAUUGUAUGAUUUGAGCUAAAAGUCGGGCAAAUGCUACAUUUCGAGUAGCUAAAAGGCUCACGUGUGACCACCUUGAGGAUGCGUUAAUUAAGACCAAGAAAUAGCGUAAUGGUCCACACGGAGGAUGAAUGAGCCCACAAAUAUCCCCUUGGAUUCUGUCAAAAAAUGAUGGGGUUUCAUGUAUUAAUUUAGUUUGUGAGGGCCGAUUUAUAAGUUUGCCUAGAGAGCAUGCUGCACAUGAUAAGUCUUGUGGUAGCAAAACUUUUAAAUUUUUGAGAGGGUGCCCGGUUGCACUUUUGAUUAUUCGUCUCAUCAUUAUGCUACCAGGGUGAUCUAGACGGUCAUGCCAUAUAUUGAAUUUGUCUUUAUCUAACAGCUUUUGGUUACUCACCAUGUAUGAUUCGAUAUGAUUGAUAUUAGUGCAAUAUAAUCCAGAGGAUAAGGGUUCUAAUUGUUCAACAAUUGUUUCUUUGCCAUUUUUGUUUGAAUUAAUUUAAAGAUAUUCAAUAUUUUGUUCAGAUAUUGUUUUUAGGUGGUAACCGUUUUUUCGAAUAUCUUUAAAGCUAAGUAAAUUUCUUCUGGAUUUACUUGAAUAUAAUGCAUUAUCAAUAGUUAGUUGGGUACCCGAAGAUAAUAUUAUGUGUGCUCUGCCGGAGCCUUCGAUAAGGUUACUGACACCAGAUAUAGUACUAAUCGGUGUCUCUGCCGGAGACAACUCAGAGAAAAAUUUCAUAUCUUUGAGAAUAGUGUUAGUACUACCGCUGUCUACCAGACAUUCAUCACCAAUAAUAGCUCUACUGGAGCUAGUAUACAUAUUUCUUCAGGAAAUAAAAAUAAAUAAAAGUUAAUUUAAAGAAGUAAAAUGAAAUAUUGCAAGAGUUUAUAACAAAUGCGUUGAUAUGCCUCAAUGAGGUGUUUAGGGGUGUGACAUGUGCGGGACCAAUGAUUGACAUCCCACAUUUAUAACAAAUGUUGUUUUGGUUCCCGCUACUUUUCCCUUUUGAAGGUCGCCCCGUUUAUGUCGACUCGAUUCACCACCGCUAUUUAUUUAUUUAUUUUUUAGUGUUCUGGGACUCUCGAUGCCAUGUAUAUCCCCGUCCUCGACCACGACCACGGCCUCUGCUGGGGCCGCGGCCUCUACCUCUACCUCGUCCGUUUUGAGAAUUGUCCACAUUCGCUUCAGGGAAUUGGCUUGCAUCGGCGGGUCGCGAUUGAUGGUUUUGUAGUAGGAGCUUGUUGUUUUGCUCCGCGACCAGAAGACAUGAUAUCAGUUCGGAAUAUUUAGUAAAUUGGUGUUCCCUAUAUUGCUGCUACAGGAGCAUAUUUGAGGCAUGGAACGUUGAGAAUUUUUUUUUUCGAGUAUGUUUUCAUCGGUUAUUUUUUUUUUCACCAUAUAAUUUUAACUCAGAGAUAAUGCUGAAUAAGGCAGAAUUAUACUCACUGACAGUCUUAAAAUCCUGUAGUCGUAAGUGAAGCCAUUCAUAGCAGGCUUUGGGGAGUAAGACCAACUUCUGGUGGUCAAAACGUUAUUUGAUGUUUGUCCAUAAUUCAAGAGGGUCCUCAACAGUUAGAUAAUCCCGCUUUAGAUCUUCGUGAAGAUGAUGGCGGAAAAAUAUCAUAACUUUCGCUUUAUCUUGAGGUAAAGUUUGAUUAUCAUCAAUAAUUGUCUCCCCCAAAUUAUUUGUUGUCAAAUGAAUUUUAGCAUCAAGAGUCCAUGGGAGGUAGUUAUUGGCCGAGUUUUCAAGUGCAGUGAAUUCAAGAUGUGAUAAGUUCGGCAUUUUGUAUACAAAGGAAAAAGACAUGCGUUUAAUAACAAGCAUGUGUAUAUAGUCUACUAUAGGAGAACUUCGGGUUCUUUAUAAUUAGAACUUCGGGUUCUAUUCAAGAAGGCAAUUUUCAUAUGUAUUUCAUAUUUAGUGAUGAGUUCCUACAUUUAUUUCAUAUAUACAUAUAUUUUUACUAUAUCAUUUAAAAGAAAACCACCCUCACAUAUGUGGUUUCACGCCCACUGUAAAACCAACAACUCAAACGGAAAAUAGUUUCUUUUUUUUUUAAACUAUUAGUGUUGGUUGUAUUAUUAAUAUAAUAAUACUAUUAAUAUUUAAUAGUGUUGAGAUGAAACAACUGAGUUCUUAUCAACAUAGUAUAUUACUUUCUUCUUCGGUGAAUGCAGAUUCCUUUGUUAGCGUAAUCAUCGAAAAAAAUAUAUAUAUAUAUAUAUUCAAUACAGUAACAAGAAUCAUCGAGAUUGCAGAAAAAAAAUUGUUGUAAUAUUGAUACUGUUAUGAAUUGUUGUAAUAUUCAAUACAGUAACAAGAAUCACGAUCUUGAUGAUUCUUGUUUAACCUUCGUUGUUUCAAGUAUUGGUCAUGUUUCAAGUAUUGUUUCAAGUAUUGGUCAAGAAUUCAUAACAGUGUCAAUACACUAAGAGAUAUUGAUAGUGUACCUGGUUUUGAUGAACGGCAAUUAUCGAGAUUACAGAAAAAAUUGUUGGAUAUCAAAGUGGAUUCCCGUGCAAGAAAAGAGAGCAAAGGUGCUGAUAACGUGAUAAAAACCAAAGAGUAAUAGGGAUAAAACUGAAUUCUUCUCUUUCAUUCUAUACAUUACAAUAUAUAGAUAAAUAAAACCAUAAACCCUAAAGCCCAUAAGUAAGGAUUGGGCCUAAAAUGUCUGGUUCAUAACAAUUUGGAGUUUUUUUCUUUAAAGUAGAUAAUCAUCUUCUCUAUGUUUUCCAUCCCCGUAUAAAUUGAAAAAAAAAAACAUGUAAAUUUUGACAAAAGAAAUUCCUUCAUCGCAUUUGAUAAACCUUGAUAUCAGAUAAAAUAUCUACAAAUGUCCUUAAAAGAGGGUUUCCAAACAUUAAGAAGUAGUGGAUAUUACAACGGCAUAAAAGGACGUGAUUAACGCCUCCAACAUUGCUUCCUAGACGUUAUAGAUGCAUGAAAUGGGAUAAAUGAUAUUAAAAAACAGAAAGUAAUGAUUGAAAGGGCAUUAACCAUUAUACAUUUUUAACGUGACAUUAUGAUGCUUAUGUGGUUGAAAAUGUCCCUUAAAAAACAUUAAACUUAGAUGACAUUAACCAAUAGACUCCAAUCUAAGUUCAUCUAGCUUUCAAAAUUUAAAGAGAGUUUUUAAACUUUAAUAUGAGUAAAUACUUGUACUUUGAUAAUUAUAUCCGGUUUUUUCUACACCAUUGUCACCACGGUAUUGAACCAUCAACCUUGGAGGAUGAAACACUAUUUUACACACUGUAAUAUCACUACACAAAAGACGCUUUGCUAUUUAUUUAUAUAGGUUGUUAUGUUAAUAAAACAAGUAACACCAAUAACAAAGUUAUUAUGUCGGGAGAAAACAGAAAAAACUGGUUUGUAUAAUAUUUUUAAAACUGAUUUGAGUUUAAGUAAACAUAUAUUUAUAUUCAUAAAAAGACAAGGAAAAAUAAUUGUAGAGGAUAACAAUGUCGCGUAUGAUAAUUCGGUAAGAAAAUUACAAUGAGUCAAACAAGAAACAUCUUAUGAUCAUAGUUGUUGCCCUAACACUUCUAUACAAGAAGGCUUAAUUAUCAUUGAUAGUUGGUAUUAUAUAAAUGUUAUUUUAUUCAUCUACCUUUGUCACAUUAUAAAUCACGAGCAUAAAUGCAUAUUCUAUAAAUAUGGUCUGAGGAUAUAAUUGCAGCUUUAAGAGGACACGGUCGAGAAUAUGUGUUUUUAGAGACGUAUGAGUAGGGUUAAGGACUUUUAGAAGGUUUGGGUAUUAAAGUCUUGAUUUAGGAGAACUUUUCAGUUAUUUUGGCGCGCCUUGCGUGUUAUUGCUUUUAUGUGUCUAUAUAAAGUGUUAUUUGUCUUGAUUAUAUCUUCUUACAUGUUCCUUGUUUGGUAGCUUUAGAAAGAAUAGAGUUAAAUGCUUGGUUGGUCCCUAUGGUUUUCAAAAAUUGCAGACUUGGUCCCAGUGGUUUACUAAUUACACGUGUGGUCCCAAAACUUGUCAAAAAUGCACUCGGUUGGUCCCCAGCCCUAACAUCAGUUAAAUUUCUCAGUUAAGUCUAUGUCAAAUGACCAAAAUACCCUUACUUAUUAACUCUCUUUAUAAUUUUUGUUUACUUUUACUUCCAUCAUCUUCAUCAGGCAGGACCAAGUCAUCUUCAUCACCAUCAUCAUCUUCAUCACAAACCCCUUCAUUUCCCCUUUAUAUGUUCGGUAGAAACUGUUACCUUCUCCGAUCGAUUAUCCGGCUACACCCACCCAUCCCCUCUCUCUUCUAUACCCACGCCAUUUCUCCACCCGAAUAAAACUUCAUCACCAUCAUCAUCUUCAUCAGCAGGACCAAGUCAUCUUCACACGCCCCACGCCAUUUCUCCACCCGAAUAAAACUUCAAUCUUCUUUCACAAAUCUCUCAACGCAUUGACAAAACUGAUCUAAAAAACAAUGGGGUUAGGGUUGCUAGCUUCCAGAACUCUCCGAUCUAGGCUUCUAUUCACAAACCCUAGAAAUGUCAGAACCAUCAUCUCAACACCGGACCUCCAUAAACCGGAAGCCGCAGCUGAACCGGCGGCGGUUGAGCCGGAUCUCCCGAAGCGGACACCUGUAGCCGGAGCUAGGGUUCAUUUCCCCAAUCCAGAUGACGUCAUCGAGGUUUUUGUGGAUGGAUAUCCGGUUAAGAUCCCCAAGGGGAUGAAUGUUUUGCAGGCGUGUACGGUUGCAGGUGUUGAUAUUCCGAGGUUUUGUUAUCAUGAUCGGUUAUCUAUUGCUGGUAACUGCCGUAUGUGUCUUGUUGAGGUUGAGAAGUCUCCGAAACCUGUUGCUUCGUGUGCAAUGCCUGCACUUCCAGUUGGGUGAAGAUGAUGAUGGUGAUGAAGAUGAAUUGGUCCU
Helianthus annuus (common sunflower) is the source of this 5362-nucleotide messenger RNA. RefSeq names its product NADH dehydrogenase [ubiquinone] iron-sulfur protein 1, mitochondrial-like. The record is from RefSeq and is a predicted model, not a curated record. Gene Ontology annotation, molecular function: NADH dehydrogenase (ubiquinone) activity; iron-sulfur cluster binding. The transcript is spliced from 2 exons. Lineage: Eukaryota; Viridiplantae; Streptophyta; Magnoliopsida; Asterales; Asteraceae. Gene Ontology annotation, biological process: ATP synthesis coupled electron transport. Gene Ontology annotation, cellular component: membrane. Bases 4919 to 5329 code for a protein of 136 amino acids.